Messenger RNA from Myotis myotis, 1913 nucleotides. Its product is annotated as lethal(3)malignant brain tumor-like protein 4. The record is from RefSeq and is a predicted model, not a curated record. Gene Ontology annotation, molecular function: protein binding. The transcript has 2 exons. NCBI's taxonomy places the organism in Eukaryota, Metazoa, Chordata, Mammalia, Chiroptera, Vespertilionidae. Bases 273 to 548 code for a protein of 91 amino acids.
ACUGGGAUAAGUGCCAGGACCAGCUCCUCACCCCGGCCCUUUCCUGCCCACAUGGCGGGUGGGAGGGGCAGGUGGGAGAAGGUUCUAGAAUGCCAGAUCUCCGCACAGGUGGAGACUGUCACAGUCAUCACGUAGGUCAGCCUGGAAAUCAGAGGCCAGGAGAGAGAUGAGGAGCUAAGCUAAUGUGGCUUGGUCGUUAUUAUUUAAAUCCCAAGUGUUGGAGGGGUUUGAAGUAUAUUUUAGUCCAAUGUUGAACUUCUACAAGCCAGGAAAUGACCUCAGGUGAUGUUUUAAGUCUGCUUUCAUCCUGGCUGCAGGUGACUGAGUUCGUGCAGUCUCUGCUGGGCGGUGAAGAGCAUGCAAAGUGCUUCAAGAAAGAGCAGAUCGACGGCAAAGCCUUCCUGCUCCUGACGCAGACGGACAUCGUCAAGGUGAUGAAGAUCAAGCUGGGCCCGGCGCUGAAGAUUUACCAUUCUGUCCUCAUGUUCAGGAAUUCCCAGGACCUCACUGAAGAAGGUGCUGUCUCAGGCCCAGAAGUCAGGGGCUAAACGCACCACCUGAGCUGCCGCCGCACUGUGACCUGGAUCUCUCAGCAAUAAAGUCGGCCCACACUGAUUUGAUUUUAAUGUCCCCACGGUCAUAUCCAUAUUUAAUCUGGACCUUUUCAAUGGCUGCAGCUUAUACGUGUAGAGGGUUUUGAUGACUGGCCAGUGUGGUGACACAGAGGCCCAGGUCUGUGAAUGUCUUUACCUUCAGCAGGUCCUUUCAGCUCUGAUGUGUUGCCCCAAACAGACCAAAGAAACCCACACAUACACCUUUAUUCAUCUCCCUUGCCAUUAAAGAAGCCAUUUCCCAUUUUGAAAGCAUAAAAUUCUCAAAUGGUAAAAUGUCAGAAAGAUGGAACUCAUAAAUACAUUGUUGGUGUUUUCACCAGGACGUCUGAGCUUGGCGCGGGCUUGCCAUCUGGGUGCAGUGAGUCUGAGAGACAGAGGCUGGUGCUUUAAACAGAUUUCAUGAGAUUUUUGUGUGCUUUACUCAGGAAUGUGUGUCUUUAAAAAAUAAUAAUAAGCACAUGUUUUCAUGAUUUGUUAAUUCUUUUUGUUCCAUUAAUUGUUUCUUGGUUGGGCUCCAAGGAGUAGCAUGAAAGCAGCCCCAGCAUUUAGCAGGAGCUGGGGAGGCCCUCCUGCGGAUCCCUCACCAGCAGUGCCCUACAGGCUGUCUGUGGGGCCGCAGGGAGGCCUGUCAUGACACCUGCAUUAGCCAGUGGGCCAGACGCCUACCUGCACCGAAGUCCUCCCGGCUGCCACUCCGAGGGGCCUCACAAGAACGGGUUUGCACUGCAGUCUGUCUGGUGUGUGAUAAGGAGUGUGGUACAUGUGGGCCUUGUGUGCACCUUUAUAGGGACAGGCCACUGAAAGGGAGGGGGAAUCUCUAACAAGGGUGCUUGCUAUCUGUUAUUUGUUUGAACACUUCUGAUUGAUCAGACUUUACUUGUUUUGUGUAAGUGACUUUAUCUGAGACUUAAGUUACCCACAGGGACCCAGUCCCACUGUUUUAAACACAGCACCUCUUUGCUGACACACACCUAUAGUAAGAGCUGCAGGAGCUCUUGGGAGUGGAGUGCCACUGUUUUUCUUAGUGGGCAGAGGAGAGAAGUGGCUAGAAGAGACUCAGGCCUGACCAUACCCAUUUGCUUCAUUUAGAGUCUUAUGGUUUAAGAAAACGAAUUCUGCUUGGAGAGUUUCUCCAAUUGUAGGUCGCUGAAAAAAUAUUUUCUAAGAGGUGUUGCAAAUACUACAUUUCUUUAGAUCCUUACUCAAAUGGAAUUUUAAUAAGUUAUUGGUUGAUAUAAGUUUUUGUUUCGGUGGACCUUUGUUUUGUUUUGUUCUGUACUCUGCUGUGUACAAUUAAAA